AUGUCAAACAGGCGAUUACUACUACGAGGGAUAACAAGAUCUCAUCGUAGUUUUGUCACAUCGCUUCGAAGAAGACAACAACAACAACAACAACAACAACUGCUGCAGCAACUACAACAACAACACCCACUACAGCAAUUUACUGAGGAACCAAGAGUAAAUCAAUUAGGUAUACAGUACUUAUCUAAUGAUCUUCAUAAAAAGGUUUUCCCCACCACAUCAACUAAGGAUUAUCUAUCACCACAACAUCCACAAUUAUUAGAAAUAUCUAAAAAACAUUUACAAGAAAAUGAAUUAUUAGGUAAAAAGACUCAAAUAACUGAACCAAUAACGAUAAAGAAUUUCCCCUCAUUAGUAGGUAAAUCAAUGGAUGAACAUUUUAAUAAGUUGGGACAAAAAUCUUCUGAUCCUUAUUUAGCUAUGGCCACAAAUUUUUUAAAAAAAGAGCUACCUUGCAAACCUCCCAAAUCACAAUGGAAAUUUCAAUCUGGUUGGACAAGAUACACUAAAGAUGGUAACCCUCCAGAGCAAGUUCCAUAUCCACUAGAAGAUACAUUGGUAUUUGAUGUUGAAGUAAUGUAUAAAAUUUCUAAUUAUCCGGUAAUGGCGACUUGUGCAUCUAACGAAGCAUGGUAUAGUUGGGUCUCUCCAGCGUUACUUGAUUGGGAAAAACAAAAAAAUAACAGCAUUACUACCGAUCAAAUAGAUUGGAACCAUUUGAUACCAAUGAAUUGUGCCAAAAAACCAAAAGUUAUUAUUGGAUAUAAUGUAAGUUAUGAUCGUGCAAGAAUUUUGGAAGAGUAUAAUAUUAAACAAACCAAAGCAUUUUAUCUCGAUGGGAUGUCGUUACAUGUGGCUACUAGCGGCAUUUGUUCAAGACAAAGACCCAAAUGGGCUAAAUACAACAAAGUUAAGAAAUUAUCCCAAGAAGAUGUUGAUGAGAUUGAAGGGACAAUGGAAGAGGAAGAGGAAGAAGAAGGGGAAAUGAGCCAGGAAUUAGGCCAAUUAUCCAGUGAAUCCAAUGAUGUAUCAGAUUAUGCUAAAUUAUUGAGUGAUGGAUUUCAAGUUGCAGUAGAACUUGAAGUUGCUGACGAUCCCUGGUUAUUGAUGGGAGCACCUAAUUCAUUAGCCAAUGUUGCCAGAUUUCAUUGUAAUAUUCAUUUGGAUAAAACCGAUAGAGAUUAUUUUGCUACUGAAGAUCCUAAUUUGGUUAUUGACAAUUUCCCAAAAUUAAUGGAUUAUUGUGCUAAAGAUGUUGAUGCAACUUUUGAAGUCACUAAAAAACUAUUCCCAGUGUUUAUACAAAGAAUACCACAUCCAGUAUCAUUUGCUGCAUUGAGACUUUUAGGAACUUUGAUUUUACCAACAACAACUAAAUGGCCUAAAUAUAUUGAGGCAGCAGAAUCCUUGUACGAAUCAAAUCGACAGGAAGUCGCUACCACUUUACAACAAUUAGCCAAUGAUUUAGUUGCCCAUAUCCAAAACAAGAAGCAAGUUAAACCUGAUUAUGAAAAUGAUCCUUGGUUGAGUCAAUUGAAUUGGAAAUUAAAAGAAACAAGACUUAAGAAAGAUGGAACACCAUAUAAAAAAACUGCUUAUAUGACGGGGUACCCUGAAUGGUAUCGUGAAUUAUUCAAAACAUCUAAAGGUGAAGAAAUGAAUUUGACUUUGAAAACAAGAAUCACUCCGUUAUUGCUUCGAUUAAAAUGGGAGGGACAUCCAUUAUUUUGGGUUGAUUCACAAGGAUGGUGUUUCAAAGUACCAUUUGAUGAUGAUAAUGAGAUUGCUCGAUUGACUGAGAAAAAAUAUGUUCAACCAAAACUAACUGAAGAAGAAUUAAUGGAAACUAGAGAUGCAUUAUUGACAAAGGGGAAAUCAUAUGUUUUAUUCAAAGUGCCACAUCCAAAUGGCCCAUCACUGAGAUGUACUCAUAUUUUAUCAAAACUAUACGUGAGAAAUUUUGAAGAUGGCACACUCACUUCAGAAUAUGAUUAUGCAACAAAGAUUUUAAAUUUAAAUAAUGAGGCAUCAUAUUGGUUAGGAAAUCGUAACCGAAUCAAAGAUCAAUUUGUUGUUUAUAACCAACAGGGGAAAAAUAAAUUUUUUGACACAAUAAAGAAAAGUAAAGAACAUUCAUCUAUGGGGAUAAUCAUUCCUAAUUUAGCCACUAUGGGGACAAUUACUCGACGUGCCACAGAAAACACUUGGCUUACCGCAUCCAAUGCCAAAAAGAAUCGAAUUGGAUCGGAAUUAAAAUCAUUGGUCGAAGCACCUAAAGGUUAUUGUUUUGUUGGUGCUGAUGUUGAUUCUGAAGAAUUAUGGAUUGCAUCAUUAGUUGGUGAUUCAAUGCUACAAAUUCAUGGAGGUACCGCUUUAGGGUGGAUGACAUUAGAAGGAGAAAAAUCUCAAAAAACUGAUUUACAUUCCAAAACGGCUAGUAUAUUGGGGAUUUCUCGUAAUGAUGCUAAAGUUUUCAAUUAUGGAAGAAUCUAUGGAGCUGGAGUCAAAUUUGCUACGAGAUUAUUAAAACAAUUCAAUGCUAAUAUAACUGAUGAAGAAGCAGAUAAAGUUGCUCGACAAUUAUAUGAUAGUACUAAAGGUCGUACUGCAGUAUCCAAAUAUUUACCACUGAGAAUAUAUUAUGGAGGCACAGAAUCAAUCAUGUUUAAUGCAUUAGAAGCCAUUGCACAACAAGAAGAACCGAAAACUCCUGUGUUAGGUGCUAGUAUUACUGAUGCUUUGAAUGUUAAAAAUUUAAAUACCAACCAGUAUAUGACAUCACGAGUUAAUUGGACUAUUCAAAGUUCUGGAGUUGAUUAUUUGCAUUUAUUAAUUAUUUCUAUGGAAUAUUUAAUUGAGAAAUAUGGAAUUGAUGCAAGGUUGGCCAUUACAGUUCAUGAUGAAUUACGAUAUUUGGUUAAAGAAACCGAUAAAUACAAGGCAGCACUAUUAUUACAAAUUAGUAAUAUAUGGACUAGAGCCAUGUUUUGUGAACAAUUAGGUAUUAAAGAAGUACCACAAUCUUGUGCCUUUUUCAGUGAAGUUGAUAUUGAUCAUGUAUUGAGAAAAGAAGUUUCUAUGGAUUGUGUCACACCAUCUAAUCCUACACCAAUACCAUUGGGUGAAUCAUUGAAUAUUGGCCAAUUAUUACUGAAAUGUCAACAUGGAGAUAUAUUAGCUGAUAAGAAUACUAAACCAUUGACAUUAAGAACCACGAAAUAUAGUCCUCGACAACCGAUUAUUAAUCAAUUAGAUAAGAAUUUGACUAUUGCGGAGAAAAUUGCUAAAAUUGAACUACAAACAUCAAUUGAUAAAGAUGAAUGGAAAAAAAAUUUAUACAAUUUAGCCAAAGUUUCACGUAAUAAACAAAAUGGGAAAAAUAAUUCAACCGAGAAGCCUCAACGAGUAAUAAAAAGAAAACCUAUUGUUGAAUAUGAUUUACAAGAAGAUAAUAACAAGAAAAGAGAAAUAAAGUAUAAGAAAGAUCCACCAAAGUCAAAAAUUGCAACUACCACCACUACCACCACCACAAAAAAGGCCAGCUCUAACAAUUCGAAAACUAAAUCCAAUGUAAAAGUUGACGAGUCCAAAAGUGCAAUGACUAUUUUGGAUUUGAAAACUGAUCAACAACGCCCUACUUAUAACAAUCGAAAAAUAGUUUAUAUCGGAAACCCCCAAAGCAAAUUGA
Messenger RNA from Candida albicans SC5314, 3688 nucleotides. RefSeq names its product DNA-directed DNA polymerase gamma. Gene Ontology annotation, molecular function: DNA-directed DNA polymerase activity; DNA binding; 3'-5' exonuclease activity. Gene Ontology annotation, biological process: mitochondrial DNA replication. The transcript has a single exon. The record is from RefSeq and is a predicted model, not a curated record. The annotation marks the transcript as partial. Lineage: Eukaryota; Fungi; Ascomycota; Pichiomycetes; Serinales; Debaryomycetaceae. Gene Ontology annotation, cellular component: gamma DNA polymerase complex; mitochondrion.